ACGGGAAUUCUGUACUUUCGGUUUAUCAUGGCCGCAGAAUGAAUGGUGCUUUUUCUUUACAACUUUUUAGAGAUACAUUCUGUGGUUUUUGGCAAUACGUAUUCUAAAUUUCUUGAACUAUGGUUGAAUUGAACUUUGCCGACAAAUUAACAACUGCUGGUGUUGGUUUGUCCAGUAUUCUAUUGUAUGUUUUCUACAACAAAUAUAAAAACCGGCUGAUUUCAUCAGAUCAACUCAAGGCAUCGGUAACAUUAGGUGAUAACAUUAAGGAGCAGUUGGAGCUAGCACCAGAUCAUAAAAUACCCUACGCGACAGUAGAAGGAAUAGUGACGGCAGUUGGCCAGACAUUGUCCAGUCGUCAUGACGCUGUCACAGAAGGUGUCAUACAACACUCUGUAUUAAAGGAACAUAAAUCAAGGAGAGUCAAUGGCUUCUGGUCUGAUGCAACCAGGACUAUCAGGAAUGUUAUUGAUACUGUACCAUUCUAUCUUCGACCAGCCACGAGACAUGGCGACAAUGUUAUUGUCACAGAAGUCGGUGAGGCAGAGUUUUUGAUGGAUGAGCUCGCCGUUACUUAUGAUAAAUUCGAACCAAGUCAAUCUUCCUUUCUGCAAACAGGAUUGGAUCGAAUAUUCGGUGAGGUCACAAAAGGUCUUCACGAAAGGGAGGAAAUGCUGGUAGUUGGAACAGGAAUUCUUGGUGUCGGAGAAGUUUUCCUGGAAAAUGGAAAAGUGAAAAUUGGACCAGGAGCAGGAACCAAAUAUAUUUUGACAAAACUUACUAAAAAGGAGGUGAUCAAAAGACUGAAAUCGCAGUCGUCCAUAUUUAAAUAUUUGAUGAUUUUCACGGGUCUGAUUGGCGGGGGUUGUCUGAUUUAUCUUCUGGUGAAAUUUUCGCGGAAGUAUUUUGAAGAUCGGAGAAAUCAGGAGAUAUUUCGAUCUGCUCGACUGGGAAGAGCGAAUAACGAAAACGGUGAACAAACUGAAAAUGAGUGUGUUGUUUGCUUGACCAAUCCUAAAGAGGUUGUCAUUCUAAAUUGCGGACACGUAGCUUUGUGUGCCCAGUGUGCAGAAAUUUUACCAAAUCAGACAUGUCCCGUUUGUCGUGGCCAUAUAACUAGAUUUGUACCUUUAUAUCAAUCUUAGAGUUCAAUCAAGUUUAGGGUUCAAUCAAAGUGCAUCAACCUGUUUGUAUCAAUUUUAGGGUCUAAUCAGAUUUUAACCCCUUAACUGUGUAAUUAAUUUGACGUUAACUACCCCCUAUUGCGUAAUUAAUUUGACGAAAAACGUCAUAUUUGGGCCUAUUUUUUCCUGAAUACACAUUUGAGUGGUCUUAAACCAAAAUAAAACUAACAGUAAAUAGAGUUGUCUCCCUUCAAUUAGAUUCCUCGACCAGGCGUAAUAAAAUGUCAUCCGCAAGGUAAGAUUGUGUUCGAAGAAUAGGUUGGGGAAAAUACCUCCAGGGCGUUAUAUUACGUCCUACACACGGUGAGUGGCAGUUGUCCAGGACGUUAUAUAACGUCCUACGCAGUUUAGGGGUUAAAGGAUGCUGACCUGUUAAUCAAGUUUAGGGUUCAAUCAAAGUACAAUAACCUGUUUGUAUCAAUUUUAGGGUCUAAUCAGAUUUUAAAGGAUGCCGACCUGUUAAUCAGAUUUAGGGUUCAAUAAAAGGACAUCGGUCUGUUUGUAUCAAUUUUAGGGUCUAAUCAGAUUUUAAAAGAUGCUCACCUGUUAAUCAAUUUUAGGGUUCAAUAAAAGGACAUCGACCUGGUUGUAUCAAUUUUAGGAUUCAGUCAAAUAUGAUGAAUAACAAUCUGAUUAAAACACAGAUCCUAUUUCGUUUCUUUUUUUAUAAUUCAAAAUUUUGUUUUUUCCUUGUCUUUACUACACAAGGAUCUGGCAGAAUUGUUAUAAAACCUGCAUUUUGAUGGAUGUGAGGGAUUAGCCAAUGAAACUGUCUGUUAUGGGGAGUUCUUGGUGUGCUGUGCAUGGAACUGUGGGUAUUUCACUAGAAACAUCAACACUGAUUGGUUAAUCAAAUGUCUGAUGUCAUAGGUUCAAAAACCGCUCGUAUAUGACCUUCUACUACAACCGGUCAGAUCUUCCUGUAGUAGAGACAAUCGAAAGUAUAAUAAAACGAAAUAAAAUAUAGAUCUGUAUUUUAAUCUGAUAGGAUGAUCAACAACGAUAUUUUGAUUUUUGUUAGAAAGAAAUUUUAGUAACAAUUUACAGUACAACUAAUUUCUUGCAUAAAUUAAAUGUCAUGUAAAAACCUAACAUGCAAAUUUAUAAAGCGCAAUAAAUACUUGUAUUAGGAGCUCCAAAUGCGCUUGCAAAAUUAUAUAUUUCGCUUCCAUUUCAUCCUUAGUGUUGUAUGAACAGGUGAGUUUUGAAAAUGCAGAUGGACUUUGAUUCUUUUAUAUGACGAGGUAGUGAAUUCCACAAGAGCCAAAGAUUACUGGAAUGAACGUUUGGUCAUUUCUAAGCUCGUGGAUGGUACUGUUAAGAGAUGUUUUGAAGAAAAUUGUAGACAUUUUCCUGGAAUACAUGUGAAGAUGAGAUUUUUGAUGUAGGAUGGAGCAGAGCUGUUAAUAUAUGACGGCAUAUCAAUGGUUACCGUGCAGCACAUUCCCACAACUUUCCAAACCACAUUUAUGACAUAAAUUAUCAUAUUUAACAGAAAUAAAAUGUUACUUCUAAUACAUUAAGAGAGAAAGAAAUGGAGUUUAACAUCCAUGUGACACAAACUUGGUCGGUCAUUUUGGGACUAACAUAUGGUUGAAUUUUAUUUCAACAAUUUGCUCGCGAGUAGGGGUCUUUAGCAGUGGGAGGAAACAAGAUGGACAGGCAACCCUCAGGCCCGUAAUGGGUGGGGGGCCAAAGCCCCCCCCCCCUACCUGCAAAAAGUCCCCCCCCCUUGAAAAAAUUGUCGACCUCAAAAACAAUAGAUAUACAUUGUCUGUCAAUUUUACAGCAACCCUGAGAACACUUCCCGCACCCCUAGUUGCUCUGAGCUACUUACGACCCUGGCAACCCUACUUUAUUCUUAGCGAAGUCAUGAGUGUUUAUUAUCGUAGCGUUUCAUCUCACAAGCAUUCUAAUCCAUUUAAAUUUCUGCCCUUAGAUAGUCCAGAGAGUUGAUUCUAGGCUUGUCAUGUGAAUAAAUGUAAUUCUUAUACGGCAUUUAGUAACUGAACAUAUGAUAUAAAACACAAAUUUAUAUGGAAAUGAAAUGAAAUGAAAUGGGGUUUAACGUCCUACUGUUUUGCUCCGAACUGGGCUAAUGGAGAUGGGCAUACGCCAUACAGUGUGCUAUGAGGGAAAUUUUGCCCGGACAGCUGCACUACGGCCUACUCUUAUAUCGAAUUCCAACUGUCAAGGGAUCUUUUACGUGCACGCCAAUGUGUACAUGGGACCUCAGUUUUUUCUCUAAUCCGAAUGACUAGACAGCUGUCCUUGUCAGGCCUACCCACUUAGCGACCGUGAUCCCCAAAUUUAUAUGGAAAACAAUCACUAGGUUUAAAUAAUAAAUGUCUAAAUAAUAAUUUAUAUAACAUUUGAAGCCAAACAAAAGACCUGCAAUAGGCAGAUUUAGCUCUUACAGAAGGUAUCUUAAAUAUCUGAUUGGUUUUUAAAGGCUCAAUACCACUCUUGUUGUAACUGAAUAAUAUGUCCCAAUCUUUAUUCUGGUCAACAAAUUGUACUAUUUUACAAUAUUCCAAUUAAUUGAUGAUACAAAUUUCAUCUUAACACACCUAAUUUAAAAAAUUGGAAAAAUUAAACUAAAUGAUUUGAAAGGCCUAACGUAAACCUUUUCAAAUGUGACUUGGAUUUAAAAAUAUUUUCGAACCCUCUGGACAAGUAAAAUAGGAUGUAAUGGAUAAUUUACACAACGGGUAGGACACUUAAACAUCUAAUACUUAGAAUAAGGCUAAUAUUUAUUUACUGGAGCUGUGUUAUAUAUUGUCCCUUUAAUUGUAAAAAUAUUUUAACUACAUGUAUAUUUGUUUGCGUAUAUUAGACUAUUAUCAUUGCUUUGAGUGAUUUGUUUAUAUUUAGAAAUGUAAUAAUAAUUUUAUAGAAUAUAUUUUGAAAUACAAUAAAAAAAAUAUCAAGAACACCACUUUAUUGUCAUUAUCUUGAAUGUUUUGGGAGGAAUGUAAUGACGUGGCUUUAAUUCCCUGCUGUCUAACCUUAUGGGGUUUUCUCAAAUUAAUGAAAGAAAAAUGAACCAAAUGUUAGUCCCAAAAUGGCAUAGUUUCUGUCAAGUAGACUUAAACCACAUGGGGGGUUGGAUGGCUGAAUGGUUAGCGUGCGCGCGCUGUAUCCUAAAGUCUGUCAUUGAGUCGACUGGCGUGGUUUCGAAUCUCCAGUUGUACGUAGGGUCGCCUAUCCAACUUCGUGGGUUUUCUCCGGGUCCUCCGGUUUCCUCCCACUGCUAAAGACCCCUAUGCGCAAGCGAAUUAUUGAAAUAAAAUUAAACCAUCUGUUAGCCCCGAAAUGACCUAGUUUGUGUCGAGUGGACUUAAACCCUAUUUCUCUCUAUCUUAAACCACAUCUCUCUCCCUCGAUGUACAGUACAG
Patella vulgata (common limpet) is the source of this 4582-nucleotide messenger RNA. RefSeq names its product mitochondrial ubiquitin ligase activator of NFKB 1. NCBI's taxonomy places the organism in Eukaryota, Metazoa, Mollusca, Gastropoda, Patellidae. The record is from RefSeq and is a predicted model, not a curated record. Gene Ontology annotation, biological process: organelle organization; protein ubiquitination. Gene Ontology annotation, molecular function: ubiquitin-protein transferase activity. The transcript is spliced from 3 exons. The coding region runs from base 120 to 1145 and encodes 341 amino acids.